Molecule: messenger RNA, 1247 nt
Organism: Aspergillus heteromorphus CBS 117.55
Lineage: Eukaryota; Fungi; Ascomycota; Eurotiomycetes; Eurotiales; Aspergillaceae
Product: RNA-binding protein
Exons: 3
Coding region: 47-1006 (319 amino acids)
Molecular function (GO): RNA binding
Source: RefSeq, a predicted model, not a curated record
UUUUUUUUUUUUUUUUUUUUUCCCAAGCAGACAUUUAAAUUUGAAAAUGGGUGACAAGAAGCGCAAGCUCGCUGAGGAGGCUACCUCCCCCGAGGUGAAGAAGGCCAAGCGCGAGGAUAAGAAGGAGAAGAAGGAGAAGCGCAAGGCUAAGGAGGUUGUGGAGGAUGUGAAGGUGGAGGCGGAGGUGGUGGAGAAGAAGGAGAAGAAGGACAAGAAGGAGAAGAAGGAAAAGAAGGAGAAGAAGGAUAAGGAGGAGAAGAAGGACAAGAAGGACAAGAAGGAAAAGAAGGAAAAGAAAGACAAGAAGGAAAAGUCGACAGACUCUUCAGAGCCCGCCGCCGACGCCAUGGAGGUGGACGAAGCCCCCGUUGAGAAGGAGGUAACGAAGGAGGAGGAGCAGAAGAAGGACAAGAAGGAGAAGAAGGACAAGAAGGAAAAGAAGGACAAGAAAGAGAAGAAGGACAAGAAAGAGAAGAAGGACAAGAAGACAGACGCUCCCGCCCAACCCACUGAUACCCCCGCCGAGGAGCCUGCGCAAGAAGAGGGCGACGAGAGCAAGAAGGGAAGCCGGUUCAUCUGCUUCGUCGGCAACCUCCCCUACUCCGCGACGCGCGAAUCCCUGGAGAAGCACUUCGAGAAGAUCCCGCCGGUGUCCGUGCGGGUGGCCACGCAAAUAGACAAGCCGACCAAGUGCCGCGGGUUCGGAUUCAUCGAGUUCGACAACUACGACCGCAUGAAGACCUGUCUGAAGCUGUACCACCACUCAAUGUUCGACGACGGGAAGUACCCGCCUCGUCGGAUGAACGUGGAAUUGACGGCCGGCGGCGGCGGGAAAUCCGAACACCGGAAAGCCAAGAUCGAAGCCAAGAACAUCAAGCUGACGGAGGAGAGACAACGGAAUGCCAAGGCGAUUCAGAAGGAGAAGGAGCGGAGAGAGCGCGAGGAGGAGGGCGGCCAGGGUGACUUUGCUCAUGUUCACCCCAGUCGCAUGGGCCGCAUGGCCUAGUUUGUUUGUUAUAUGUGAAUAUUCUACGAUUUGGCUGGGUUAGAAAAGUUGGGUGCUUGUUUGCUUAGAGAUAUCCUUUCCGUUUCUCUUGUUCUGAUGUGUAUACGUGGAUGAGUCAGGCAGGGAUAUAGAUCUGGGACGAUGACACUGCAUGUCGCCGGUAGCAGGCUGGCAGCGAGCAAAGCGUGCGUUACUUUCGUGGUAGUACAUAUCUCUACACCAUACAAUGGACCUGCUCAUG